CUCUACACACAGAUACACAGUCAACCUUCUCUCAAGACAAAGAGGAAAAACACACCCAGGUUUCAGUAAUGUCCACCUCCAGCAAUGUCCUGUCUGAAGAGCAGUUCCUGUGCUCCAUCUGUCUGGAUGUGUUCACUGAGCCAGUCUCUAUUCCAUGUGGACACAACUUCUGCAAGGCCUGUAUCAGUGAAUACUGGAACACCACUGCCCUGUGCCAGUGUCCACUGUGUAAGGACACAUUCAAUAGAAGACCGGACCUAAAAACCAACACAACACUCAGAGAUGUUGCAGAUCAUUUUAAGAGGAUGAAGGUCUCAGGCAGAGAGGAGUCCUCUUCCAAGCCUGGAGAAGUAGCACAAGUGCAGCAGAUGAUCCAGGAGCGACAGGAUCCUGAGCUGAGGAGGUUACGGCAGUGGUCAGUGGAUGUGACUCUGGAUCCUGAUACAGCACACUGCAAGCUCAUUGUGUCAGAGGACAGGAAACAAGUGAGCUAUGGAGACAUACGGCAGAUUCUCCCUGACCUCCCAGAGAGGUUUGAAUGUUAUCUAUCGAUCCUGGGAAAGGAGGGCUUCUCCUCAGGGAGAUUCUACUUUGAGGUUCAGGUGAGAGGGAAGAUUGAAUGGCAGGUAGGAGUGGCCAGAGAGUCCAUCAUCAGGAAGGGCCCAACGGCUGUAAGCCCUGAGGGUGGACUCUGGGCUCUGUAUAUGAAUAGGAAUAAGUAUAUAGCCAAGGACACACCCCAUAUGCACCUCUUCCUGAGUCAGAAACCCCAGAAGGUGGGGGUGUUUGUGGAUUACAAGGAGGGUCAGAUCUCCUUUUAUGAUGUAGAAAACAUGUCUCAUAUCUACUCUUUCUCUGGUUGUACCUUCACUGAGAAACUAUAUCCAUUUUUGAACCCCUGUGAUAAUGAGGAGGGUUCAAACUCAGCCCCAUUGGUCAUCUCUCCUGUCAAUCACACUGACUGA
This is a messenger RNA of Oncorhynchus tshawytscha (Chinook salmon), 965 nucleotides long. RefSeq names its product zinc-binding protein A33-like. The transcript is spliced from 2 exons. Bases 69 to 965 code for a protein of 298 amino acids. Gene Ontology annotation, molecular function: protein binding. Lineage: Eukaryota; Metazoa; Chordata; Actinopteri; Salmoniformes; Salmonidae. The record is from RefSeq and is a predicted model, not a curated record.